Messenger RNA from Procambarus clarkii (red swamp crayfish), 1209 nucleotides. Lineage: Eukaryota; Metazoa; Arthropoda; Malacostraca; Decapoda; Cambaridae. The record is from RefSeq and is a predicted model, not a curated record.
UCUGCCGUCUGGUGCGCACGUUGGACCGCAGACCCCUCUCUCUCUCUCUCUCAUCCCUCAUCUCUCUCAUCUCUCAUCUCUCUCUCACACACCAGAGCGUCGCUUCCACCACCCACCAUCCUCGUCGGUGUCUAGGAAGUGGUUCGUCUAAUCAGAGUAAUUCCUGAGGUCAGGGAGCUUAAAACGAUCAACGAACUUGUGUAGUGUGUCUCGUUAUCCACUCGUUUUGUGUGACCUUUGUCGUGGCGCUUCUCUUUAGCAUCUUCAGCCAACUCGUCCAGUGAAGCUCCGUCGUCAGUCGUCCAGAAAAAGUGGCCAUUAUUAACGACGACUUAACCAGACGGUGCAACAUUUGUGCUCGAGAUUACUCAGUAAGAUGGGAUGCUUACAAUAACUUGAUUAUAUUUGAAAUAGGUGAAUCACUAGUGGAUCCUGAUGUUAAAAACGAUUACAAUCUUGUUUUGUCAGCAAAUUAGUAAACUAACAAAGUGUAAUACCAAUUGGGAAAGAUACCGGAAGAUCGAAGCUUGUGUGUAGCAACUCUAAAGAUCGCUUUUCUCUCAAGGACAAAUGUAAGAAGCCAGAUCUGUCAAUAAAGAAAAGCAGACAUACUGACGCUGUCUCAAGUGACAGAUAUCUUAGCAACACGUAGAAGACUUUCCCAGGAUCCUUCCCCCCGUCGUGAUCCAAGCAAGAACAGAAGUAAGAACAAGAGCCUGGAGAAAGAACUUGAAGAGUGUAAACGAGAUCAAGAACUGGAGGAAGGUUAAAAACCAAGAACAAGACAAAAUUAAGAAUUUCUCUCCCUUAACAUAUCUUGCCAUCAGCCACCAUUCGCCCAGCGCUUGUUGUCAAUCAUCUCACGAAGAGUCAGUAAUCUUUCGAACGGCGUUCAUCAGACUCCUUGGGUGCUUUAGCUAUUUACAACCUUAUAACGAGCGUCAGCCGAGGAGUAAAUGACUGCAAUUUGGUACUUUCUCACAUGCAACUGAAGUGACGUCUCAAGCUUGACACUUCCUCAAACAGCCGUAGUGCCGUCUCAAGUCUGGCACUUCCUCAAGCAACAGGAGUGCCAACUUGACACUUCCUUAAGGCUGGAAAUUACUUGGUGUAUGGAUAGGGAAGAUAGAAGCAGGAUGCACGCAAGUGCCAUCCUUCAGUGCCUCUUAGUCAUCCUCAUCCUCAGUGCCACAGCAGAUGCCAUAAGAG